Messenger RNA from Zalophus californianus (California sea lion), 4184 nucleotides. RefSeq names its product sprouty related EVH1 domain containing 2 (gene SPRED2). The record is from RefSeq and is a predicted model, not a curated record. Gene Ontology annotation, molecular function: protein kinase binding. Gene Ontology annotation, cellular component: membrane. The coding region runs from base 276 to 1514 and encodes 412 amino acids. Lineage: Eukaryota; Metazoa; Chordata; Mammalia; Carnivora; Otariidae. Gene Ontology annotation, biological process: negative regulation of MAPK cascade; multicellular organism development. The transcript is spliced from 6 exons.
GUAGAAUCUGGCACAGUGCCUGGCAUGUAGAAGAUGUGAAUAUGCUUUUGAAUGAGUAAAAAAUGAAUUCUAUCCAAAGAAAGAAAACAGCAAAUGAGAAUUUAAAUGGCCUUGCUGAAAAACCCAAAUAUGUUUCCCCAAAAGUGAUGAAGAAUGACAAGAGCUAGAGUUGGUCUCUGGAGAAGAAAGAGGAUUUUUGGCAAAUGUGCAAAAGAAGUUAUUGCGAAAUUGAAGUUUAACUGGAAAAAAAUAAAAUCAUAAACAGAAGGCUACACAUGCGUAAAGGUGACAGCUAUAUUGUGCGUGUCAAGGCCGUGGUUAUGACCAGAGAUGACUCCAGCGGGGGAUGGUUCCCACAGGAAGGAGGCGGGAUCAGUCGCGUGGGGGUCUGUAAGGUCAUGCACCCCGAAGGCAAUGGACGCAGCGGCUUUCUCAUCCAUGGUGAACGACAGAAAGACAAACUGGUGGUAUUGGAAUGCUAUGUAAGAAAGGACUUGGUCUACACCAAAGCCAACCCAACCUUUCAUCAUUGGAAGGUCGACAAUAGGAAAUUUGGACUUACUUUCCAAAGCCCUGCUGAUGCUCGAGCCUUUGACAGGGGAGUGAGGAAAGCAAUCGAAGACCUUAUAGAAGGCUCAACCACUUCAUCUUCCACCAUCCAUAAUGAAGCUGAGCUUGGCGAUGAUGACGUUUUUACAACAGCUACAGACAGUUCUUCUAAUUCCUCCCAGAAGAGGGAACAACCUACUCGGACAAUCUCCUCUCCCACAUCCUGUGAGCACCGGAGGAUUUAUACCCUGGGCCACCUCCACGACUCAUACCCCACGGACCACUAUCACCUCGAACAGCCAAUGCCGAGGCCCUACCGCCAGGUGAGCUUCCCUGACGACGACGAGGAGAUCGUGCGCAUCAACCCCAGGGAGAAGAUCUGGCUGACGGGCUACGAGGACUACCGACACGCUCCCGUGAGGGGCAAGUCCCCGGACACGUCGGAGGACGCCGACUCGUACGUGCGCUUCGCCAAGGGCGAGGUCCCCAAGCACGACUACAAUUACCCCUACGUGGACUCCGCGGACUUUGGCCUUGGCGAGGACCCCAAAGGGCGCGGGGGCGGCGUGAUCAAGACCCAGCCGUCCCGGGGCAAGUCCCGGCGGCGGAAGGAGGACGGCGAGCGCUCCCGAUGCGAGUACUGCAGGGACAUGUUCAACCACGAGGAGAACCGGAGGGGCCGCUGUCAGGACGCGCCCGACUCCGUGAGAACUUGCAUCCGCCGCGUGAGCUGUAUGUGGUGUGCGGACAGCAUGCUCUAUCACUGUAUGUCGGACCCCGAGGGAGACUAUACAGACCCGUGCUCGUGCGAUACUAGCGACGAGAAGUUUUGCCUCCGGUGGAUGGCUCUUAUUGCCUUGUCUUUCCUGGCCCCCUGUAUGUGCUGUUACCUGCCCCUUCGGGCCUGCUACCACUGCGGGGUGAUGUGCAGGUGCUGCGGCGGGAAGCACAAAGCGGCCGUGUGACGCGGUUUCCCUCCUUCCUCUCCUCCUCCUCCCCCCACAGCCACAAGGGAACUUGUUGUCUCCGACAUACUCUCAUCUUCUUCCCUGCUCCCUGGUACCUUGAGGCGCUGUCCCAGCCUGGGGAGCCUGCCUGGUGGACUCUGCACUUCCCGCCCCCCCGCCCCCCAGCCACCCAUUCUGCAUCAGACACACACCCAGACACACACACACGCACGCACACAGUGUUCGAAGGAAAGGAACCUCCGCACAGACACUCGUGUAUUAUUAAUCUGUAAUCAAUCUGUCUUAUACAUGUGUUGAUUUCAUGUCUUUCCUACCCACCUCUUCCAUUGCAAAGGCGCCUGUAUUCGGAACUGCCGGUUUGGGGUGGGGUUUAUAGUUGGUUUUUCCCAGACGCUCUUUCUCUUGGCUCAGCUUGCUGGUCGCUAAGGAGCAUCGGGUUCCUGCGGAUAGGUAAUGUCAGAACGAUGAAACCCCACCAGAAGUAUUUUAACCUGCAGUCAGAUUAUGUAUCGGAGGUGAGCUAGUUAACAAACUUCUACCCCAAAACAAGAUCGCUUUAACUUUUGUAAAGCCAAAUUUCCCAAUGAAGCUGCAGUUUCUAUCCGGAGCCCAUCAUCAUUCUCUGUCAAUUAUUUACUGAUGCAAAACAUUCACCCAUAAAAUGAGAAUUGAGCCUUAACUUCAGAUUAACUUGUGUGAAUCAGGAAAAUUCCUUAAACCGCAUUGCAUCCUCAUGGACCAGGGCUAGAGAAGGGGGAUUUCAGGUCUCUCUGAGCCUCCACAUAACCCCUAAAGUAGAACUUUUUAAAAUUGUGUUACCACCAUUUCUAAAAAUUUAGCAAUAUUAGAAGAAAACACUAAGAAAUUGUGCUCAUUGUUUGGCAAACGAAAUAGUCUAGACACACACACACACGUUCUCCAAAGAGUUACAGUUGAAAACGAAAUAGUCUAGUCAUACACGCACACGCGCGCGCGCACACACACACACACACACACGUUCUCCAAAGAGUUACAGUUGAGACACUGAGGUUGUAGUAAAUAAGAUUAAAGGAGCUUCCUCCCACACCCCCACUGGCUAUUUCCUGGGGGGGUGGGGGGGUGGUGCAUUUUAAAUGUCCUAAAUCAGAAGAAUGGUGGGUUGCAUUUUGUUUGUGGGUUUCUGUUUUUGUUUUCAUUCUGAACUGAAUUUCACAUCACCAAAUUCUUCAUUUAUACUUGGGGGAAAAAAACAAGGCCAUAUGUAAAAACCCUUCCAUGCCUAAGUGUCUUUCUCCUGCAUCUCCAAUCCCAGACUUGCCAGUUCGGGUGCACAGAUGGUUAGGUUAGCAGUCUGGGUCUACCUGUCGCCUUGCCAUGUAGGAGGCUUCUAAUUAGCUGGAAAAGAGUAUUUUUCUAAUAUAUUGCAAGGAGUAGCCAAAUCUUCUUGUUGCAGAAAGAAGAAAAGUGAAGAGUGGUACCUAGCAUAGUACAAUCAGAACGUCAUGGAGACCGUAGGAGACAGGCUUGUCAAGGCUGGCCGUUCUUCCCGCCAUGAUUUCCCUGUGGUAAUUGCCAGCUGAGGGCAUGGCCUGCUCUCUGUAUUUCCACUUCCCCCGUCCCUUCUCUAUUGCACACAGGACAGCAGUCUUCAAGGAAGGGGACUUUUUUCCAGUCUGCCAAUCAUAUUGGGGAAGUGCUAGCCAUGCUUACCUUCAUGGAAUGUUUUCAGCUCAUCUGAGCGCCCAUCGCAUUUCUUUAGUCAGAUCAUCGGUGUAAAUACUCCGUGUGCUUAAGAGUUAGUUGGUAGACGUUUUUCCUUUGUUGGAGUGACUGGUUUGGGUCUUCCUGCUUGGAAAAGGAGCAGAGCGCUGUCAGUCUGGUGAUGGAAGAAACGAGAACUGCUUCCCAGCCUGGAGAACAUGUAGAAGACCUCCAGCCAGCCUCCAGACCCUGUCAAGAGACCAGCCCCCACCCCCACCAAGUCCCCCGUCCUGAGGCAUUUCCUCAGGGCCUUUCUCAAGGUCUCUCCUCUCUACAAAGCACAACACUAAUGUAGGUUUGUUAGACCUCAGUUCAAGUGCCCCUAUUUAUUUCACUAGGAACACACAUAUCCUGCUGCGUUUUGUUUGUAGCCCCUGUCUAGUGGUUACUUACCCCUUGUUCUGUUCCACCCCUUUGAAGAGUUAUGCUAGUGAAUCUUACUCCGCCUAUACGUUUUGGUCUGUGAAGGCAGCGAGCGGUUAAGGGCACAAGGACAGCCAUAGGGACAUUGAUGUAAAUACGUCUCUAAUUGCCACACUGCAGCUGAACAGUGUGUAGUUAUUUUCCCAGUCAGCUUUGCCAUACUGACGUCAAUCAUUUGAGAGAAAUUAUUCAGAUUUUAUUUUUGUAUCUGUGGUAACAAAACAUUAACCAAAAGAUUUGUUUGGAAGCUUCCUCUGACCAACCCCCCCCCAAGCUAUUUGCUCACAUUAACAAAGUGCCUGAAGCAUAAUUCAUUCUUUACCUGUAUACUAAAAACCCUGUUGUAUUGAUUUUUUUAUAAUAAGCCUUUUUACCUCUGUGUAAAAAAUAUAUAUACAAGUGUAUGAUGUACAUUUUAGUUCUUAACUUUUUUUUAUGGUUUCUAAUAUGUAUGACCAAUGUAGCCAUUGCUUUAAAACGUACCAUGUAAAUAUAAACACAUCC